Messenger RNA from Scomber scombrus (Atlantic mackerel), 906 nucleotides. RefSeq names its product zinc finger protein Gfi-1b-like. Gene Ontology annotation, biological process: regulation of transcription by RNA polymerase II. The transcript is spliced from 5 exons. The coding region runs from base 1 to 906 and encodes 301 amino acids. The record is from RefSeq and is a predicted model, not a curated record. Gene Ontology annotation, molecular function: RNA polymerase II cis-regulatory region sequence-specific DNA binding; DNA-binding transcription factor activity, RNA polymerase II-specific. Lineage: Eukaryota; Metazoa; Chordata; Actinopteri; Scombriformes; Scombridae.
AUGCCGCGAUCGUUCCUCGUCAAGAGUAAAAGGACCCAUCUGCUCGGCCAAUCUAAGGAUUCUUUUAGACAGCACUCCCGGUCCCAAGCUGGUGCCAAGCAGCCUUUUGGGCAGGACAGGAGGGAACCUGAAGAUGCUGUGCAGCCUUUGACCUCUACGUUAGGAGUCAAAGAUGUUCUGGCUUCAGGCCACUCACUGUGGAAUAGGAUGGCAGUUUGGUCUAACAGUGACCCCACAUGUGAUCCUAGGACUUCAGCCACUGUUGAGAGCAGAGAUACUCCUCUGCCGGCCUCGCCUCGGUCAACGGACAGAAACCAGGCAUCUGAAAGAGAGAGGGAACUAGAAAGACUGGUCUUCAUGUUACUCAAUCACACUUCGCACACCGACCUCAAAUCCCCCGUCAGCCAGUGUCCGCUAUGUGAAAAGUCUCUUCCAGAAGUCUUACUAUCAGAACGUGGUCUGCAGCCUUCUGUCCCAUUGACAAGAUCACCCACAGCCGCUGACAUGCCCCAUAUGAACUUUGGCUUCAGAGCAAGAGCUAAGGAGCGAAGUUUUGCCUGCAAGGUGUGUGGAAAGGUGUUCAAGCGCUCAUCCACCCUAUCCACUCACCUCCUCAUCCACUCAGACACGCGGCCUUACCCGUGCCAGUACUGCGGCAAACGGUUCCACCAGAAGUCAGACAUGAAGAAACACACCUUCAUACACACAGGUGAGAAACCGCACGUGUGCAAGGUGUGCGGUAAAGGAUUCAGCCAGAGUUCCAACCUCAUCACCCACAGCCGAAAGCACAGCAGUUACCGGCCGUUCAGCUGUCCUCGCUGUCAGCACAGCUUCCAGCACAGGGUUGACCUGCAGCGCCACCAAGAGAUUCAGUGCGUCUACAGAAACAUGUAUGUUAAAAACUGA